Molecule: messenger RNA, 1364 nt
Organism: Fusarium oxysporum Fo47
Lineage: Eukaryota; Fungi; Ascomycota; Sordariomycetes; Hypocreales; Nectriaceae
Product: mitochondrial carrier domain-containing protein
Exons: 8
Coding region: 98-1171 (357 amino acids)
Source: RefSeq, a predicted model, not a curated record
AAUGACGAUUGCGGGGACCCCCAAGAAUCUCAAUCACCCAAUUCUUUUCAUCUUACCAUCAUUCAUUUGAGGAUAUACAACAUCUUCAAAACUUAUAAUGACGACUCAAGCUGAUCCUGAGAGUCUUGCGCGAAGUACUGAGCAGACGCCGCUGCUAGCGGACCAGCCAUCCCCGGAGAUAAAUGAAGCCGAUAAUGAGCCGGAAGCCGAGCCGACUCCGGAGAAAAGGCCGAAGAGCUGGUAUGCUUGGAGGAUAUUCUGGGCUGUGCUUGCGAUAGUGGUAUUGGCGGUUUUUAUCAAAGGCUGGAUCGAUGCAGAUGAGACUGAGUUUGACCUCAAGAAAGCCCUCAAGCGGGCUCUUGGCGGAGGACUCAGUGGCGCGGCAGCCAUGGUGCUGCAAGUCUUACUACUGAUGCCUCUGCGGACAAUUAUGAACUAUCAGUAUCGCCACGGCACGUCCUUUACAGUUGCCACGCGGACUCUUUACACCGAGGGCGGAAUUCGAAGAUACUACCAAGGCAUCGCACCUGCGUUGUUCCAAGGCCCAAUCGCAAGAUUCGGAGAUACGGCUGCCAACGCUGGUAUUCUCGCCUUGCUCCAAUCAAACCCUUACCUCAAGAAUCUUCCAUCACCUAUUAAGACCAUUUUUGCCUCUCUAUGUGCUGCUGCGUUCCGCAUGAUCCUCACUCCAAUCGACACUUUGAAGACAACCCUCCAAGCUCAAGGUGCCCGUGGAACAGCCCUUUUGCGACGACGUAUCAAAUCGAACGGAAUUGGCAGCCUGUGGUGGGGAGCUUUCGCUACCGCUGCUGCUACUUUUGUCGGCCAUUAUCCUUGGUUCGCUACGUACAACUACUUGUCCGAGGUCAUUACUGAGCCCCCCAGACAUCCUCUGUUCUGGUGGUUGCUCCGUCUCGCCUUCAUCGGCUUCUGCGCUUCAAUCGUCUCCGAUUCCAUCUCCAACUCACUGAGAGUUGUCAAGACCUAUCGACAAGUCAAUGACACCAAGGUUUCGUAUGCCGAAGCUGCACGCGCUGUGGUCAUUCAAGACGGGGUUAUCGGCCUCCUCGGACGUGGACUCAAGACUCGCAUUUUGGCCAACGGCCUACAGGGCAUUCUGUUCUCUAUUCUCUGGAAAUUAUUCCUCGAUCUGUGGGAAAAGAAGACCUGAGUGUAACGGGCCAGACCGAUAUCAAUAAAGGUUUCGGCUCAUCUGUUGAGCAAAGAUAUUUAUGAAGGAUACAACUCAAUAGAUUCUAAGAUGGUUUUGCAUGUUUUCUCAUCAUAGCAAGUCAUAUUGUAGCAACUCUGUCUCCGCAUAGGUUUUAAGCAGCUAGACACUAAAUUAUUGAAAUUUCCUCCAA